UAGAAUCAACCUAAUGCAAUACUAAACUUAAAAAGUGUUACAUUGUGGAGUACAAAUGAAGUCCAAUGGAAGGCAAUGUGCACAUAUUUAACAAGGCCUUUUCCUUUUUUGCUUGCCUAUCCCACAAGACACGCCAUACAAACCCCACUCAUGAAAUUACACCGAUAAUGUUAUUAUUGUAGUCAAACUUUGACAAAACUUCGAAAACAAACUUUCAUGUAUAACAAGUUAUAAUCCUUGAAUCAAAGUAUAAUUUGUAAUGAAGCAAAGUAUAUGUUCUUUUACUCUCAUGUUUAUGUUAGGCAUAUGCAUUUGCAUUGUUCUGGACUUGAAAAAAAACAAACUUUAUUUCAUCUAGCAUAAUCAAAGUUCUUGUAGCGAAAAACCGCGAAAAAUGGAAAUGGAAAUGGGUCUCAAACUAACAAGAGUUGCUAAUGAAUCCUCUUCUACUGAAUUUCAAUUUGCAAAAGACAGAGCUGGCCCUCUUUUCCAGUCUACAGAAACAGACACAAUGUUCAUCCUUACUGUCCAUUUGAAAGGUUAUAUACAAGAAAAUAUUAAGGUUGAUAUUAAUGAAGAAGGGACUAUUAUUGCGAUAAGGGGUGAAAAAUCGGUUCAAGAAACGGUGAUGGUAGGGUGGAAAUUGAUCAAAAAAGAUGUAGAAGUUAGAAAAUUUAGUAAGGCUUUCAAGAUUCCAGAUGGGGUUAUCUUGGAUGAAAUUAAGGCUAGAUUUGAUGAUGAAAUAUCCAUAUUGACAAUUAAAAUGCCAAAGAAAGUAAAAGGGAUUCUUGGAAUUGAAUUUGUUGAAGUGAAGGAACAUGAGGAAUUGCCAAUUGUAGCUAACAAAAUUUCUAAAAAAGUCACAUUUAAAGAAGAUAUGGAUAAGCCAAAAGCAGAGGAAAAUCAAGGAAAACCACGUGAAGUAGUCCAAAAACAUGUUGUUAAGGAUGAAAUGAUGCCAAAUGAAGACUCAAAACAUGUUGUUAAGGAUGAAAUAAUGCCAAAUGAAGACUCAAAACAUGUUGUUAAGGAUGAAAUGAUGUCAAAUGAAGACUCAAAACAUGUUAUUAAGGAUGAAACAAUGCCAAAUGUAGACUCAAACAUCCAGAACAACGAUACGAUUGAUGAAACAAGAGAGGCUCGAGGGGAUUUUGUAGGUCAUGAUAAACCUGAAUCAUCGAAUUCGAGGGAUGAACAUAAAGAUGAUCAAGCUAGUGUAACAUCAAGGAAAAGGGAAGAUGACAAUGUGCCUAAGAAGAGCUCAAAAAUUUGUGUGCCUAUUGUUGCAGGAUCAGCCUUAAUAUUAUCUCUUUUUGUGUUUGUAAUUCAUCUCAUAAGAACUAAGAAUCAAUCUGUGAAAAGAAAAGGUUAAAAGGCUAACAACAUAGUAUGAAUGUUGUUAUUUUCUAAAACCUUUUUCUUUUACUUCUUUCAUUUGAUCGUAAAAAAAGAGAGUUUGGUGAUUACUAGGUUCAAUUUGUUGUGUUGUGAGUUUGUAAUUGAGCCUAUAAAAGCAUAACAUUGUUAUGGGCACUUUGUAUCACUUUUCUUUAAGGUGCGGUGGUGGUGUGAUUA
This is a messenger RNA of Solanum lycopersicum (tomato), 1575 nucleotides long. RefSeq lists its product as uncharacterized. NCBI's taxonomy places the organism in Eukaryota, Viridiplantae, Streptophyta, Magnoliopsida, Solanales, Solanaceae. The record is from RefSeq and is a predicted model, not a curated record.